GGGCACAUGCAUCUCAGCCCACCUUUUCCUUUUCUUCUUCUGCUUUGGUUUGCCUUCAUCACUCUCUCAUUUCCUCCAUACAGCAGAGUCAGAAGAGAUCUGUUCUUGUGAUAUCAUUUUUCUCUCUCCUCAGAAGCCAGAGAUGAACGAAGAAGCUGAGCCACCAUCACUGUCUUCUUCUGUAAAAGAAGAAAUAUUUGUUCGAGUUAGAAGAGAACCAUUCGAGUAUGGACUUCUUCCAAUUCCAAAACUCAUCUUCUCAGAUGGAACUGUAACCCUAGGUCCACUCAAAGAUAAACUCGUUGAAAAAGCAUCUACAUCUUCGUAUCGUAUUGAUGCUGAUGGCAUUUCUCAAGUCCUUAAUAUCUCGACCGAUUAUGCUCAUCUUGUUAUUCAGACACUUGCUUCUGUACUCCCUUCAUCUGAUUUUGAUCCCAUCGCCACUCAAUCAAAUGCUCUAACUGCUGAUGUUUAUCAUCUCAUUUUAUUUCUCUACAUUCAAUCUUACAAAAAGCUUCUUCCAAGAACUCAUAAAGAUUCCGCUUCCGUAUCUGAUGUUUGGCCUUCAACAUCUGCAUUUGAUGGUUUCGUUUCGUUUCUAUCUCCAUUGCAGCUUAUGCGCAGCAACAGCCGUCGGUUUAUGCCGUCCCAGGCUGAUGAGGAGUCCCAUCAGUUAUCGUAUUUACAGAAGCACCUGGCUAACAUACUUUCUCUAUUGGCGGACUCAGUGGAUGGGGAAGAUGAGGAAUCCCUGGUCUUGACCUUAGAACGGUUUGAGCAUUUAGGAUUUCUUAUUCAGUUCGGGGAAAAGGGAUCUAACAGAAUUCCAUUGAGUCAGGCUGCUCCGUUUUUUGCAAAUUCAGAUCCAGACAUGCCUGCCAUUCCUGUUCCUGCAGGACAAGUUCAUGAUUGGAUCCUACAAAAUAUUGAAGCUGCAUUAGAACACAAAAUUAGUUCAAAAGAAGGCGGGUCAACUGUGGCCGCUGAUCAGGAUAUCCCUAUGGCUGACUCAGGUCCCAUUUCAUGCAAGGGGUUGAGUGAAGGUAGUCAGAGUUUUGUAGAGGGUAUCUCCAAAACUUCAGUGGUAAAGCAAGCAUCUGAUCUUAAGGGAUCUUCUGUAAAGGUUCUUAAUUGUCAGGACGCAGUGGUCUACAUAUUAGCACCGUUAAAAUAUGCAACUGUGUACGGAUGUUCAGAUGCAACUAUAGUUUUUGGAGCUAUUGGGAAAGCCGUUCGUGUGGAGCACUGUGAACGACUUCAAGUGAUCACUGCAACUAAACGGAUAACCAUUGCCAAUUGUCGUGAGUGCGUGUUCUAUGUAGGAGUAAAUCAGCGGCCACUAUUUCUUGGGGAUAAUCAUAAGUUGCAGGUGGCCCCAUACAAUACUUUCUAUUCGCAGCUGCAAGAGCACCUGAGCCAAGUUGGUGUUGAUACAACUAUAAACAAAUGGAAUGAACCACUUGUUCUGGGUGUGGUGGAUCCACACGAUUCAUUAUCUCAUCCUGCAGGGGUCUCUGAUGUUCAAGCUGAGUCUGCUACAUGCCUAAAUCCUGAUCAUUUUACCAACUUCGUGAUUCCUAACUGGUAUGGCAGUGAAACACCGAACCCGACGAAACAAAAUCCAUUUGCAUUGCCUGAUAUGUACAUGGCAUCUCAGAAAAAAAAUCAUCAGGGUCUAGAGGAGAUCAGACAGGCUUUACGAGAUAUUCAACUUGAAGAGAAUCGAAAACGGGAAUUAUCAUGUGCUCUCCACGUAUAUUUUAAGGAUUGGCUGUAUGCUUCAGGAAAUAUCCGCCAGCUCUAUUGCUUACACGGUGAUUAAAGUUGUGCUAUUUUUACAUCGGACUGAUCAAGCUCUCCACGAGGUUGUAAAUUAAGAAAUCUGGUUCCCCAUCUCUUUGUUUUUGUAUGUUUUGCUUUUGUAAUUGUUAGACAUGUAGAAUCAGAAGAUCAUCAAUCUCAUCUAUGGUGUAAUUUUGCACCAUUCAUUCUAUGUAUCCAUCAGAAAUGGUGUGUUUUGUUACAUUAAUCUGUACUUAGGGUUCAUUGUUGUUUUUUUUUUAUGUUCAUUUUUCGGAGAUUUUUAAAGAUGUUACCAUGUAUAACAUUGAAUUGAAAAGAACAUAGCACUCGAAGGAAGGUAAAACCGUAAAAGUUUGAUUA
Molecule: messenger RNA, 2163 nt
Organism: Papaver somniferum (opium poppy)
Lineage: Eukaryota; Viridiplantae; Streptophyta; Magnoliopsida; Ranunculales; Papaveraceae
Product: TBCC domain-containing protein 1-like
Exons: 9
Coding region: 143-1822 (559 amino acids)
Source: RefSeq, a predicted model, not a curated record